Molecule: messenger RNA, 3388 nt
Organism: Aspergillus fijiensis CBS 313.89
Lineage: Eukaryota; Fungi; Ascomycota; Eurotiomycetes; Eurotiales; Aspergillaceae
Product: Zn(II)2Cys6 transcription factor
Exons: 5
Coding region: 498-3044 (848 amino acids)
Biological process (GO): positive regulation of transcription by RNA polymerase II
Cellular component (GO): nucleus
Molecular function (GO): zinc ion binding; transcription cis-regulatory region binding; DNA-binding transcription factor activity, RNA polymerase II-specific
Source: RefSeq, a predicted model, not a curated record
AGUCCCCUUCCUAGUCAACUCCCCCGUACUAACCAAGGCUAGGCUUGACUGCAACAAUCCCCAUUCAUUGAGUUCACUCAUUCACCUCCUCUUUUCUCUCUCCUGCUUCUCCGGUCCCCUCCAUACCGUCACGAGCAUUCUAGCCCUACGCAUCUCGAUCUAUAGACAGAAGAAUACCAAAGCAUCGCUUCUAGAACAAAUCCGCAGCUAGUUUGUCCCACACCUCGAUGACGAAGAGCGGGUGUGGGUGUCUUCUUGAUUAUCGUUUCUUAGCAUCCUGGGUCAAACACCCUACAUCAACGCACCAGAAACACCCCCAUUGGGACUCAUCUCCAGACUCUAGCAAGAAGAGAGUGUUUUUCGACUACGUUGUCUGCAUGGCGAUCUUAUUGUGCAGAUCGAUCCGAAGCUAUUUCAAGAUCCCGGCCAUUAGCUCCCCUGGUCGUGGAUUUCUUUUGCUGGAAAUAUUCCCUCAGCCAGAUCGGAUCUGAACCUCAAUGCCUCGACCGAGAAGGCCCGGGGCCCCCGAGCCGAAACGAAGGUCGCGCAAGGGCUGCUGGCCUUGUAAAGCACGCAAAGUGAAGUGUGGUGAGGAAAAACCGUCGUGUCUCAAUUGCCAACGCCAGAAUGAAUUGUGUGACUACCGCAUCAGACUGAACUGGGGAGGAAGAACCAGAAGAAAGUCAUCAGUAGACUCUCCGAUAUCGCAUUCGAGCAGUCCUUCAGGAACCUAUGGCUCGUUCUCACUAUCACCGGCGAAUACCUAUCAGUCCGACAAUUUAUCGUCCUCGCACUCACACAAAGCCACAUCUCCAGAGUCCGAGAACACAGCACAAUUUCCAGCCACAGAGGAAUUGCAAUGGGACGUCGAGCUUUCCGAAGAGAUGGCAAUAGGGACUCCGGCAGCUUAUCCUAGAGGGCUACAUGAUAUCCAUGAAUCUCCAAUCUUUGGCCAGACUCUUUAUAGCUCCAACCGUACAAAUGGCAAGAACUCUGUAGACAGCAUGAGGGCUCUGUCACCCCGACAGGAUGGGACAUCCCCAUGGCCAGACCUGCCCCAAACCAGCACCGCAACCGUCUUUUCUGCCUCAGCUCCGACAUCCCUGGAAACCAUCGUCUCUCAUCCGUCUCCUGUGGACACGAAUUCCAGUAUAGGCUCUUGGGCCACCUUGAGUUUCUCGCCUGUCACGGCUCUAUCGCGCCCGAUUUCGUUUCUCCGGCACACCUCCGAAUCACAUCAUGCGACACCCACAAAUAAUCGGAUGUCCGAUCAUGGCAUUGAGUUCAACAGCUAUUUUUCCGCGGCCAACGCAAAAACCACUUAUGACAACUACGUUCAAGAGACAUCAGGCCUGGGCUGCUCAGACUCACCAUACGCAGAAGAAUCCGCCAUGUCGUCAUUGGACGCGAGCGAAGGAGCCCAACCUCUAGAGGCACAGCCAUCCGUUUGCUCGGAGAGCUACCUCACCAAGAUUAUGAACCGUCCAAUAGCCUCGGACCGCAAUUUUAAUGGCGCGCAGAUGCCUGGCUCAAGCACGCGCCUGCAUCAAUAUCCCGACACCUCCAGUCAAAGUAUGGUCGCAACGGAUGCCUCGAGCGCCGAGAAAAAGUGGCAAGCCUAUCUCACAAGCGUUACAGACAACUACGGCUUGGAUCGCGGUCGUCCUGAUCUGGAUUUGAAUAGGAAUGAUGAUCAUUCCGCCAUUGACAUCAACUAUGCUCUUGACUUGAUCAACGCACAGAGAAUCACCCCCCCAGGGUCCACCCCUCGAGGCGGCAACUUGGAAGGCGUGGAAAACGACACCUUCGAUUGCAGCAAAUACAUGUAUUAUGCUUCGCCUGUACCGAUCAACAUCCCACGCUAUUUGUCUCCGCUGCCACCAUCGCUGGUCAAAACACCAAUCAAUCUGAUGUACUUUCAUCAUUUUCUAAAUCAUACGGCCAAGAUGCUGGUUCCGCAUGAUUGUGACGAUAAUCCAUUCAUAUCCGUACUGCCGACAAUGGCGAUUAGUGACUCGAAUCUGCUUAAUUUGACGCUGGCAUACUCAGCUAGCCAUCGGGCUAGAUACCUCGAGCACCCGGAGCCGGCAAAUCGGAUUGCGCAUUGGGUGAGCAAUGUCUUCCCAACUCUACGCUUAGCCCUGGAGGACCCUCACGAAAAGGUCACCGAUAACCACCUUGCUGCUGCUAUAAUGCUCCUGUCGUUGAAGAUUGUCUCGCCCAGUACUUUUGAAGUCCCAAUCCCAUGGCAGAGCCACCUCAAACUUGCACGAGACUUGUUUUUCGCUCGGAAGGAGCAGAUGGCUUACCCGGGAAACCUUGUGGGUGCGUUCCUGACUCGCUGGUUGAGCUACCUUGACAUUGUUGGAACAUUGUCAUGUCGUCACAGCGAACCGCCCUCGCUGGAUUAUGCAUCCGUUCUCAGCGCUUGCAGUGGUGUCGGGGAGUAUGACGAGUUUCACAUCGACUGUUUCACCGGGUUCACACCGAGGACAGGUCAGUUUCUCGCGCAUGUGGGGAGACUGACUCACCAGUGUGACAAUGAACGGUUCGAUGAGUCGGGCAUCUUGAAGCCAGACUGGAAACCUUCUCCUGCUGCAGUCGUUGCCGGCGAAGAACUUCUGGCGGACAUUGAGCUGUUGGAAGCACACGCCCAUGCCAACGGCACCCAUUUCCAUCUCGGUAACAUGGACAGCCUUGCUAUCGACAGGGCGUUUCGAUAUGCCGGACUUUUACAUCUCCAUCGUCGUGUGCUUGACACAUCGCCUCUCUCUGAGCCAGUCAAACAUGCCUCGGACGAGCUCCUGAAGGCAAUGGUCGAGAUCAGACACGGCGCCUCUGCCGAAGUGGGCGCGUUGUUCCCUCUGUUCACCGCUGGGUGUGAGACCACGGACCCUCAUAUUAGGGCAGAUAUUCAGGAGCGGUUCAAAAUGAUGGAAAGAACUGGAAUGAAACAGAUCCAGAAUGCGCGUAAGUUAAUGCAGCGCUGCUGGGACGAGGACCUUCCGUGGAUUGCGCUGGCUGAAGGAGAAUUUCUCGGAUGAUCGAUCUGACUCUGUCCUGGUUAUCAUGUAAGGUUCAGCAAAGUACUCCUCAUGCUUUGGACGUACACUCUACGAGCACUACUGUUCAUCUUCUCUAUCUUUAUGAGGUUAUGCAUGAAAUUGACUAUGCGCCUUUGGUGGCCCACUGGUUCCGCGUUGAAAUUCUCUUGGUACAUGGAUGUAACCGAUUGGGGCUGUACUUCUAUAGGUUCAAGGUGUCAAAUGUUCUAAGUAUGAAGGAGUAUCAACUUCAUCAGUAUCGUUUCCAGCGUUCUUGUAUGCCAGUAUCCUAUGAUCUAGCUCCGUUUGGGUUUACCCCAACGUCACCCAGACCUCUCUCGUCC